Peniophora sp. CBMAI 1063 is the source of this 4986-nucleotide messenger RNA. Lineage: Eukaryota; Fungi; Basidiomycota; Agaricomycetes; Russulales; Peniophoraceae. The record is from the annotation of a GenBank genome assembly.
AUGAAGCGGCCCAAUACGGCGCCGGCCGAGGAACCACGACCCUAUCUGCUGUCGAGCGAGCGCGCGCUGUCUGAUCCUGCGCUCUCUGCGCCCUCUGCCGCGCAGCUGCAAGGAAACCCCAAGGACGAGGCUCAGGCCGGCUAUGACUGGGGAACAUUCAUCGCCGCGUACGCUCAUGGCCACUGGGACCCCCAUCGCACUCCUCGACCGCCCCGGCCGCCAUCGCCGCCAUCCGUGACGCUCUCGUCGUCGGCGCCUAAUCCGGCUUCUACUUCCUCCUCAUCACAAUCUGCGUCCGCAUCGAGCUCGACAGCUUCCAAACCUAUCACGAUCCCGAUAAACACGGCACACGCCGCGGCAAAGAAGAUGAAGAUCGACCUGUCGCCGGCUUCGCUGACGCCGCUCCACCGGUCCCGUGCAUCACUCGACGUGCCGCCCUCGCCCUACACUGGCGCUCUGUCGCCGUCCAUUCAUGAACCUCCGCCUUCCAUUCCUCCUUUGACGCCGGGAGAUGCCGCAGCUGCCGCGGCUACGAUGCGGUGGGCCGCCGCUCGCGUGUCUGUGGCGCCUUUAGCGCUUCCUUCGCCCGAACGCGAGCUCACAGACCCCUUUGGCCAUGCACAAUCCGUCAUCCAAUCUCCCGGACUUAGCCGAAAGUCUCGGCUUGCGAAUAGCUCGCUGUGGGGCGACGUGCUGCCUACGAUCCAAGGAUCCCCUUCGGCCGUGGAAGACACCACAGCUUCAGAGGGCGAUUACUUCUCCGGCGUGCACUCGCAACCGCGCUCAGCAAGCAGCAGCCAAGGGCCGGUAACUGGUGCACCCGUCAGCACAGAAGAUGACGUAUACACCGCCCCGCUCGCUCGACGGCCCAUAGUUCCGCGCCAAUCCUCCGCACCGAUUCCGCAAUCGCAGCGUGCACCGCGACCUCCUAGAGCCGCUGCAGCCGAGCAGGCAUACGCGAGGGCUCAAAGAGAGGCCGCACAGUUCGCGCAUCUGGGGUACUUGGCUGCGCCUCAUCCGCCCGACGAGGCUGCGCGCGCCAGGGCGUUGCGGCAGUUCAACCUGUGGCGCACAGCACCGGAUGCAAAUUUCGCCCGCAUCGAACACCUGACGCGAUUGGUGUUCAAUACGAGGAUCGUGUCUAUAUCGCUCAUUGACGGCGCGGAGGAGUGGAGGAAGGCUGUGAGUGGGUGGAGUGGUGCUGGGAAGGGCAAAGGAGCUGCGAAUGCGGGAGGAAGCGAGGUUGUGGGCGAAGGAGAGGACAGUACGGAGGGGAGGAGAGAGAGCAGUUUCGCGGCGCAUGCGAUAUUGCAGAAUGGAGACGAGCCGAUGGUCGUGCUCGACGCUGCAGAGGACUGGCGAUUUGCCAAGAACCCUCUGGUUGCUGGUCCGCCCCAUGUACGGUUCUACGCUGGUGCACCACUCCGAACAGCAGACGGAUACAAUGUUGGCGCCUUGUCCAUCAUCGAUGACCAGCCGCGCGCGGAGUUUAGCCCAAGGCAAAGGCAUACGCUCAAAGAGUUCGCGGCGAUCGCGAUGCGCGAGAUGGAGCUCUGGAGGGACAAGAUCCAGCUGAGGAUCCGGGACAGGAUACAGAACUCGAUGGAGCAGUUUACGCGCGAAUGCCUCGAGAUCGACGUCGAAGACCAGGCAGCCUCACUCGCCUCGGACGCCGCGGCCGCCGCCCAAGCGCUCAAACGCGCCGCAUCGGAAUCCGGCGCAGACGUCGACGUGCGCGCGCAAGGUUCCCACGUCCAAGUCCUCGAGAGCGCGCCGUCGGUCGAAGCCGAAGAGCUCGUGGCGCAGAAGGAAGAGGAGCACGAGCAGGAGAGGCGCGAGGCGGAAUCCCAGAGGGAGAGAGGCCCGACGCCGACGGAAAGGACGACGUCGAGCGAGUCGACGGCGUCGGGUAGUACGAGCAUGUCGUCUGUGUCGUCGGCGAGCACUGCGGCGUCGUCGGCGCCGUCCGUGUCGACUGCGGGCGCGAGCGUCGUCACGCCUUUGGCACGCCCUGGCAGCGUUGUGAGGCCUACGGGCGGCGCGGUGACGCCGGGUGUCAUCGCGAAGACGAACUCGGCUGCAUCGGUGCCGUCUUCGAGCGUCGCGCCUACGCGCACGUCGUCUGCGACGUCUACGUCGCCGCCCAAACAGCGCGCGAGGAGACCGAUGGAGCGCGUGUACUCCCGCGCGGCGCAGCUCGUCGCGCGCACGUUGGGCGUCGAGGGCGCGUUGAUUCUGGAUCUGAGCCAUAGCGAGGUUAUUGAGACGGCGCAUGCGGAGGGCACGUUGAGUGUUGUUGUGCAUCGGGCUGUGGGGCAGCAUCGGAGAGAAGGGAGUGGGAGUGGGAGCGGGAGUGGGAGUGGACGGGAGGGACUCGGGUGGGGUGCGGGGCAUAGGAGGGGCGGGAGCGCCGAUUUGGGUAAAGGGAAGGGGAGGAGGGUCGAGGAGGAGGAUACGGCUACGCAUAGGUUGAGUGCGGUCGAGGCGGCGAAGCUGGUCGAGGUGUUUGAACGGUACCCCGACGGCCGCGUGUGCGAGGGGCUCGUUCCGACUCCCCUGCGCCGGUUCGUGCCGAGCGGUAUAUCCUAUGCGCUCGCGGUGCCCGUCUUCAACGUCGACCACCGGCCUUUCGCGAUGAUCUGCGCGUGGAACACUCUACGCGAGGAUGAUGAAGCGCAUACGCGCGGCGCGCGAGAAGGAGAGAAGGAUGCCGAUGAUUCUGCGGAGGACGAUGGGUUGAAUCUUGCGGCGGAGCUUGAGGAGCUGGACGGUACCAUGGGGCGCGCGGGAGCGCGGAGGUAUCUGGAGGGACACGAGCUGUCGUAUCUGCGCGCUAUCGGGGUCAUCAUCCUCAGUGCGGUGUUGAAGCGGAGGAUGACGCUCGCGGAUAAGGCGAAGAGCUUGUUCAUCAGCAAUAUCUCGCAUGAACUUCGUACGCCGUUACACGGCAUCCUCGCAGCGGCCGAGCUACUCGCGGACACACCACUCAACCACAGCCAGCUCUCCUUCCUGCAAACCGUACAAGCAUGCGCAACAUCGCUCGUCGAGACCGUCAACCACGUUCUGGACUUCACCAAGCUCAGCGGAAACUCCAAGGCGGGCGGCGUCGAGCACAGUAUUGCCACCAGCCGCGCGGAUAUGAUGCAGUUGGUGGAGGAGGCUGUCGAAGGGUGCUGGAUCGGCCAUCGUGCGCGGACGAGUGCGGCUAGUGCCAAUGAGAUUGGGAGCUUGUAUAGUCCGCCGAGGACGGAUGCGAGCGGGAAGAAGAAGCAUGUUGAGGUUGUCGUGGAAGUGGGCGAGCGGCUUGAGGGCUGGAAUCUUAAGUUCGAGAAGGCUGGCAUUCGGCGCGUGCUUAUGAAUAUCUUCGGCAAUAGUCUCAAGUUCACUUCGGAUGGCUUCGUCCACGUCAUCCUGCGCGAAGCCCCCGAACAACCGGACGAGCGCUCGCGACUCGAAGAUGGUCGGAUCGUGCCGUCGACGUACCCUUCUACGCCUACUCGGCGCACUGCGCCCGGUGGUGUGCAGCCCCGCGAGCACUUCCAGAGGCUCGACGGCGCCCAGACACCUUCGGAACGCAGGGAAGAGAGGCGACCGGGUACCAUGCGUGUUGAGCUUUCCGUAGUUGAUACUGGGAAGGGUAUCAGCCAGGAUUUCCUCAAGAACCAGUUGUUUCAUCCGUUCUCGCAGGAGAACCCGCUGCAGACGGGGACUGGGCUUGGGUUGGCGAUCGUCAGCAGUAUCGUCCAGAGCAAAGGCAUCGAGGGCAAGGUCGACGUUUGGUCCGUCGAGAACGUCGGCACGGAGAUCCGGGUUACGUUCACGGCCGAACUCGCAACACCCACGCCCUCGAUCUCUGAGCGCCUCAUCACCCCUUCCGCACCACCAGUACACGUCUCGCUCAUCGGCUUCGACUCUCCACACCGCGGAAUGCAGCUUCUGCGGCGCGUACUCGUACACCAGCUCGUCGACUGGUGGGGUCUCACGCUCGCGCCACCCGGGACCCGCGGAGAUAUUGUGAUCGUGAAUGAGGAUCUGGCGCCUAUCGUGGAUGCUCUGCGCAUGCACGAUGCAACUCGGCCGUUCAUCAUCAUGACGAGCGAGCGCGGAGACGACGCUCUGAUGCGGACCGUCGCCGACUACGAGCGCUCGGGCGGCUUCUGCCGUGUGCUGUACAAGCCCGGCGGCCCGAGCCGGAUGCGGCCUCUGGUCAAGCUUUGUCUUCAUGCGUUGCAAAUCGGCAAGAGCUCGCCCUCGGCCGUUGCUACAGCUAGCAGUCCGCCGCUCGAAGCCGCGGGCGCUGAGAUUGGCAGUAAUAGCAGCACGCCACAGCCACCUGCGAGCGUCGUGCGGAGGUAUAGCGAGGACAAAGCGCCUGCCGGCUCAGCCCCCCGACGACCAAACAUGGCCCCGCGCAGCAUCACGGCACACCCUGUUGCAAGUUGGACAUCAUUGCAGAGCGCCGACGAGGACGAGGAAGAACCGGGUGCGGUCGACAUGGCGCGUACGCGGAGCCUGAGCAGUGCAGGGCGGAAAGAGACUACCGUCUCGCUCGAGUCGGGCGGCACGCUCCUUCAGAGUGCCGUCGGUACCCUCACCAAAGGCAAACGCGUGCGGGUUCUCGUUGUCGAGGAUAAUACGAUCCUCCGACAGUUGCUUGUGCGCUGGCUUCAGAGCAAGGGCUACGACUACGGCGAAGCUGUCGACGGUCGUGAAGGCGUGCGGCGCUUCGAGAGCGACGGGACUUUUGACGUCGUUCUUCUCGAUAUGAGCAUGCCCGUUCUCGAUGGUGUUGCUGCUGCUGCGGAGAUCCGCGCGCUUGAGCGUUCACGCGGUACAGAGCCGCCGGCGCGGCUGCUCGCGCUGACGGGCAUGAGCAGCCUCGAGGAUAAGCGCCGCGCGUUUGAGGCGGGCGUUGAUGGGUACCUCGUCAAGCCUAUCGCGUUCAAGACGCUCACUGAGAUGUUCCAUCGGCUGGGUGUCUCAUGA